This is a messenger RNA of Dentiscutata erythropus, 729 nucleotides long. The record is from the annotation of a GenBank genome assembly. Lineage: Eukaryota; Fungi; Glomeromycota; Glomeromycetes; Diversisporales; Gigasporaceae.
AUGGAACAGACCCGUCGUUUUAAAGCGCAACCGCUUCCAAGUAAUUCCCCAGAUUGUCUGCCUCCACGGGAUAAUUAUCCUUUAACACGCCCAAAACCAUUUACGCUAAGAACUGAUUUACGUGGAGAGAAAUAUCAAGAUUCACUUCGUGAACGAUUAAAGGAGCUGAAUGAACGAGAAAAAGAAAAUCAUUUCCGUGCUCAGCCUCUUCCAAGCUUUGAACCAGAAAUUCCAAAAAAGCCGGUCGUUCCACCACCAACGAAACCAGUCGAAUUUUUUUUCCUCACCGAUAUUCGUUUGGAAGAACGCAAAAUAUUAGAUGAACAAAGAAAAUUGCGUGAUAUGGUCAAUAAUGCUCUCAAAGAACAAAAGCAAAGAGAAGAAAUGGCUAGACAAAGGGAGGAGAUUCGUCGCUUACGCUCUGAAUUAGUACAUCGUGCACAGCCGAUUAGGCAUUUCACACCAAUACAUAUUCAUCCUUCAAAUAAGAGAUUGACAAGGGCUGUAUCUCCAUUGAUUGGUGGGAAACGACGUAAAUACAUGCAAAUAUUGGAAGAAUCCUUCCAGCUUGACGGGUUACAAGAUCUCGUUACUGUUACCAAUACAAAUUUGCAGGACUCAGUUGCCACUACCGAUAUAGAGGAUUCUAUCGAUGUUAUUAGUUCGGAGAUGCAAAAAUUGAUUACCUUUGACACGUCUAUAACUGAUAAUAGUUUGCAUGAUCAAUGA